Messenger RNA from Leptopilina boulardi, 2348 nucleotides. RefSeq lists its product as uncharacterized. The coding region runs from base 614 to 1153 and encodes 179 amino acids. The transcript has 5 exons. Lineage: Eukaryota; Metazoa; Arthropoda; Insecta; Hymenoptera; Figitidae. The record is from RefSeq and is a predicted model, not a curated record.
UUACAGCAAGAGCUGAGGAAGGGGUGGUUUCCGCUGUGUGUUCUCACACCGGUAUUAGAUACCGCUUUACGAUUGAAGAGGGUAAGUAUUGUGAAUAAGAAAAUAAGGUAAUAAAAAUAAAAAUAUAUACACAUUUACAUUUGUACUUAAUUACAGACGGAUGGCAUUGGUAUAAGGCCAAUGAGUACGAGGUUGCUAGCGAUGCUGAUGAUGAGCGUGAUCAGGAGGAAACAACAACGGUCGGAUGCAAUAUUGCAGCCCGCGAUCGCAGCCCUGGCUCACCAAGCCCGCCCAGUCAGGAGCACAUCUUGCCCCCCACAUGUAAGUAUAAUAUAUAUAUAUAUUAGAGAAAUAUUUUUAAAUUCAAUUGUAUUUAUUGAUUUUUUGUGGCUUAUUCUGGAUUUUUAGUGGAGGAACCGGUAGGUGAAGAUUGGCCUGAAGAGAAUGGCCUGGCAGGUGAUGAUCUGCCUAUAAUAGAUCGAAUUGAUGAAAAUGUAACAUCUCCGGAUGUAAGUGACAUUGAGUCACUAAAUUGCGAAGAAGAUUCAGAAGGUAACAAAACCUCUCUUUUUUUUUAGAUGAAAAACAUAUACAUAAUUAUGGGUUCCUAUAUAUGUAUAUAUAUACAUUUUUCUUUUUUUUUUUUUUUACAGAUGAGGCAGAAGAAGAAGACGAAUCGGAGAAUGUUACGUCUCCAGAUGUGAGUGACAUAGAGUCACUAGGAGAUGACAUAUUUGUCGAAGAUGACGUUCAGGGAGCAAGGGCUUUGACUCCCCCCGACAUGCCCGAGCUUGUUUCUUGGGCAGAUGAGUUUGAGGGAGCAAGGGCUUUGACUCCCCCCGACAUGCCCGAGCUUGUUUGUUGGGCAGAUAACGCUUAUGGUUUUGCAGCCCAAGCUUUGGGUCGGAGUAUAACUCCGCCCGAUAUGCCCGAUCUCUUUUCGUGGGUGGAUAAUGGUGAGGGUCGAGCAAUGCGAGGUUCGGGCCGGAGUAGGACUCCUCCCGGUAUGCCUGAAUUAGUGUUGGCGGGCAAUGGUAAAAAAAAUUUUAUCUUCAUAUACUUUUUAUAUCACAUUUGUACGCUUUUUUUUUUUUUUUUUUUUAACAUUUAUACUUACAUUUAUUCUAUUUUAUUUUACAGAUUAUGGCCAUGAAGCACGAACGUUGGGCAGGAGUAGAACUCCUCCUGAUCUCAUGAUGCCUGAUAAUGAUGGUAAUAAUAAUUUUAUUUUUUUUUUUUUUUUUUUACAAUAGUAUUUUAAUUAUUUAUAAUUUUAAUUAUUUAUGGUAUAUCUUUUAUUAAUUUAUUAGGUUGGGUACCAUUCUUGCGCCGACAAGAGCUCCUUCCUGAGCUCCAACACUUUGAGAAAGUGAUUGGAGUUCUUUUGAAAAUAAAAUUGAGGGGGGAGGACGAUAAUACAGCCGAUUACCGCAUAAUUUAUCAGGAGGAAUCUGACGCACCCCCUCCGUGUUAGUAAAUCUGUUUAUAAAAUAUAUAUAUUUUAUAUAUGGGUACAUUCAAUAAGUAAAUUUUGUUUUCUUUUUUUUUUUUUUUUUUUUUAGAUUGGUGUUUUGGGCCUACUAACCCCUACGAGGAAUUACUAUGCGUAAUUCUUCAGUUGCGGAUUGUGGAGGCAAUAGGAACUCGAACUGAGUAUCGCGUGGUUUACGGAUGCGACGAUUAAUAUGUAUAUAUAUAUAUAAAUUUUUAUUUUUUUUUUUUAUUAAUCUUUUUAUUAUUAUAUUUUUUUUUUUUAUAUAUAUUUUUUUUAUUUAGUUAAUAAUUGUAAAUUUAUUAUAUAUAUAUAUUAUUAUUACUAUUAUUAUUUAAUUUUAAUUUUGAUUUGGGUUAUAUGGACUCACUUUCAUCUAGAAUUAAUAUAUAUUAAGUUCUGAGCAAAUGUCCGGAUGUAUGCGUGUGUGUGUGUGUGUUUGUGUGUGUAUCACAAAAUAUUGUUUACUAAUUAUCUCAGAAAAUUUUAACGGAUUGUCUUGAAAUUUUGCAUACUAAUUGUAAUCAUAAAAUUUGACACAGGAUUUACGGAUAUAUCCACGUUUUUUUUUUUUUUUUUUUUUUAAAUUGUAAAUAGAUUCACACAGCAUUUAUUCACACAUAUGCAUUUACUCGCAUUCAUUUACUCACACAUUGACACAUAAUCACUCAUAAAAAUUUAUUUAGAAAAUAUAUAUAUCUUUUUCAAUAGCAAAGAAUGUUUGUUUGGUUGUUGUUUUUGUUUUAUUUAUUUAUUUUAGUUUUUUUUUUAGAAUAUUUUAAUUACUUAUUCAUCUCCACUUCCAGUAAAACUUCCCUGCUUUUUUUUUUUUUUUUAUUUUAUUUUUUUUUUUUUU